AAAGUGGAGGAGCCAACUAUUAAGCGACGUCACCGUAGAGAACUCUAUCACAAAGUGGAAACAAUUAUGAACAACAAACCUCUCCUCCACCACAACACGCGCUCUUCGAAAUGUUAUGGCAUUGCACCCUUCGACUCGCAUUAUUGGAUUAUCGCUUAAUCGCAAUAAAUGUAUUGAUUUACGAUUUAAUUGCAUCGGAAAUUGUAAACGUAAAUGCGCACAUUGUUAUGGCGACCACUGGCAUGACGGAAUUUGACAAAUCAGCAGCAAUGCAGACAACAGACGCAACAACAACAACGAAAGUAGCAGGAGAAGGAAGCGAAGAGCAGCAGCGAGAUGCUUCGAAAUUUUCUAUUUCCAGAAGGUCAACAGCAGGAAUGAGCAACGACGACGACCCAGCUGAGCUGGCACAUUUCGCACACAAGCCGAUGCGUGGCAGUGGCGAAGCGGGUGGCAACAACAAUUUGAGUACCAGAAAUAUUAGAUUUGCGUUGAUGGCAAAUGAAAACAGCAACAACUAUGCCAGCGAUCAACAAAUAGCUGCAGCAAGGCCAUUUGAUAUGAUCGGGGUGAUGAUGACGAUGACGAUGACGAUGACGAUGACUGACAAUUGCAGCCGUUUCACCAACAUUCACAUCAACGUUAUGCCAACAAUAAAUGAGAGCGUUGACAAUUUUCGAAAUGACAAAAGGCAAAUCGCAUCAGCAGCAGUGGUUGGGCAAAAUAAUAUGAAAGCCGUGACAGGCGUACUUGUAACCACAGCACGAACUGCAGCAGCAGCAACAACAAUGGCAGCUAAAGAGCCUGCAACAACAAAAGCGGCAAAGGUGAAAGCAGUUGCAAGGCAGUCAGCAAUAAAAGCAAAAGUCAUAACAGCAAUAAAAUCGGCAGCGACACAAUUUACGGCAUUGACUGCAGCAGCGCCAGCGACACGUGAAGCAGCAUUGACAUCAACGGCAGUAGCAGCAACGCCAACAUUGCCAGCAGUCAGCACACAUGGAACCACUGCAGGACCAGCGCCAAGAACAAGCACAUCUAAAGCUUCCACAACAAUGUCGAAGUUGCCAAUAACAACAACGUCAACUCCAACAACAACGCGUGCAGCACCAUGGUGGCCAGCAUUGCACGGUCAUGAUUUAUUAUCGCCAACAAAUGGGAUGCCAAAUUGUCGAGUAACGUCUGUGAUGUUUGCGUGUGUAGAAAAAUGCCAAGCGACAACAAAUAACAAUGCAACACCACCAACAACUGCAACAUCAAUGGCAUUUGUUAAACCAUCAGAAGCCAUCAAAUCAUCAGCAACAGCAACGGCAACGGCAGCAUCAUCACCGUCAUCAUCACUACCAUCAUCGCCAACCACAUCAGCAUUAACCACCAAGAUGCAGGAGGCACCCACGACAGCAGCAAAGGCGACAACUACAACAACAACAGCAAAAAUACAUGCAGCAACAACAAACGCUAACCAGCAAUCUUGGUCAACAACACAUGUCACAAGCGCUGGUGGCGUAAAAUUGUCGCCAUCAACCAACGAAAACAACUCAAUGACAUUUAAAGCGUACAGCAACAAAACAAAGUUUGCAACAACAACAAUAAUAACAACUACUCCCAAGCGAGAAAAAAUUCCAUCGAAGCAUCAAGCUGGUCGCACUUUUCCAGUGCCUGCAGCACCAGUGGAGUCAACCCCUUCAACUAGACCAACCAAUUUAACAAGUACGCUAGCAACAGCAACAACAACAACAACUUCAAAUAUAGUAACAACGUCAACAAAAAGUGCAAUAGCAAAGUCAACUAGCACAUUGCAGUUGCACUGGCAACGCAUUCUAUCGCGUCGAAAACGUUAUCUGGCCUUUCCGGAGGGAGCAUCGUUUUCCGUCUCAAUGUGCAUCACAGUCGGCAUAAUCGGCAAUCCUAGAUACAAUUAUAUGAGUUACGGCCUUAAUUGGGGUGUCUCCUACGACCUACCCAAUGCUACUUGGGUACUGAAUCAACUGCAUGGCCUGACCCGGCGUCCGACGCCUAUGGCUGUGGUGCAUAGGCGCAGCAAACGAGCACUUUAUGAGCGUAUCGGGGAAGCUGUGCAAAACAUGGGCUACAACGGACGCGAUUGUGUGCUGCGUGCGCUUUGCGAAAGUCGUCAAUAUUUUACGCGCAAUAAAAUGGGAAUGAUUGGUGAGAUGUUGCGCGUUGUCUUCAGCUUGCCAAAGCAACGUUUAUUUACGCGUGAGUUGCGGGAGAAUUCCGAGAUUGGAGUCUAUGAUCACGCUUAUCGUAAAGCACGCUCAGUGGAUUGCGUAACCCAUUAUGACUGCCCGUUUUCGUUGCUCGAAUUGGCAUUUGGUAGAUAUGCCAAGCCGCCUACAGAUUAUUAUGAAAAAAUCGGCAUGUGAAAGAGGACGCAACAAGCCAAAAUGGAAGCAAUAGUUUGGUAUUGGAGGAAGUUAUGAAAUUUCUAUUGAAAAAUAAAUAUGU
Molecule: messenger RNA, 2466 nt
Organism: Rhagoletis pomonella (apple maggot)
Lineage: Eukaryota; Metazoa; Arthropoda; Insecta; Diptera; Tephritidae
Gene: nAChRalpha1
Product: acetylcholine receptor subunit alpha-like 1
Exons: 5
Coding region: 111-2384 (757 amino acids)
Biological process (GO): signal transduction; regulation of membrane potential; chemical synaptic transmission
Cellular component (GO): synapse; neuron projection; postsynaptic membrane
Molecular function (GO): protein binding; transmembrane signaling receptor activity; acetylcholine-gated monoatomic cation-selective channel activity
Source: RefSeq, a predicted model, not a curated record